GCGCCCUGGCGGCUCCUCGCAAGCACGCGCGCCUGCACGUCCGCGUCGACUGGCAUCCAAAUAUGGAGAAGUGCGCGUGCGCGCGAGCCCACCAACCUUCUGCAGCUUCGUCAAAAUGGCGCAUGCAGCAAACGGCGUUUGGACUUCAUCAGGUUUUUUUCAAGCUUCCGCUAAUUUGCCGGCGUUCUCGACCUCGUCUAGAAAUCGACAACAUUUGCGAUUAUUCCCGUCAUAAACGGCCGCCAUAUGCAUUCUGAUGCGUGAACAUUUUUGGUGGUUGGAGCGACUUGAGAAGAUUUUAAGUGACAACGAAAAUAAACACGAGCGGCGGGCUUAAAUGGAACUUUGAACUCAAGACCUGAAUUGUCUCAGCAGCACACGUGAAAUUCGACACGUGAGCCCCCAAAAAAGAAAGAGAAAUGCAAUCCGAAAAUAAGAUCAAAUAAGGCUACUUAUUUGCAGGUGCGGAAAAGAUUUGCAAGCAGCAGAAAUGCCUUUGAAUGUUCAUUUCAUAAGUGACUUUUUGGAAGGGCCAUCAUUCCAAACAAAAAAGAAAAAAGAAAGAAAGAAAGAAAGAAAUGAAACGUCAUGGAAGCCGCCCUUCUUAUUUGGAAAUAACAUUUGUCAGGUUUCGCAGCAAAACGACAGCAGAGGAAGUUGCUGCAAAUGUCUUCGAAUUGUUCUGAUUAUUAUUUGGAUUUCUAAAUCUGACCUACGUAUUCUGCCGCUUCAAGUCAUCAGGUACAGCACGUGGGAGCCGGAGGAGAACAUCUUGGACGAGCGACUCCUGGCCGCCUUCGAGGAGAGGGAACGUGAACGAGAGCUUUUUGGGCCCAAAAAGCGAGGACCCAAGCCCGAGACGUUUCUCUUGAAGGCCAAAGCCAGAGAGAGAACUUACGGAUUCCGGCGAGAUCCGGCUCGGUCCGUCCAGGUCUCCUAUCCGGUCCCGGAGCCCGUCGCGACUCCGAGGGCCCGGGAGGGUUUGCGCGCCGUGGUCCCCACCAUCUUCCCCCCGAGCGCCGUCAACCGAGGGGAAAGCGUCGCCGGCCGAGCGCUAGAACUCGAAAGGUCGCCCGGACCGGCAGCGAGUUCUCACCAGGAGCCGGGUCCCAAAAAGAGAGGACGCAAGCCCAAACCGCGUCCGCAUUACGACCGCGAUGAGGAGGAACGCGCGGACCCUGCCCCCAAAACGUCCGGACGCUUACCUCAGGACGGGGGGGCUUCGGACGCCGGCCUGGUCCAGCUGACCAGAAGGUUCCGGGAGGAGACCACCAUCGCGCCCAAGUCCGGCGGCCGUCCGGACCGAGGAGGCGGGACUCGUUACCCGGCCGUUCCCAAGCGCUCCGACGAACACGGGAACCCGCCGAUAACGACGGGAGAAGAACUCGGGGAGGCGUGCCCCCCCGCGGGGCCCGGCCCCUCGUGGAUCCCCCGCUUCGCCAACGUGGACACGGUGACCGUCACGGACGUCACCAUGAACCUGAUCACCGUCACCGUCAGAGAGAACUACACCGACAAAGGCUUUUUUCGGGGGAAAAGAUGAGAGACGCAGGAACCAGGUGUGGCACUAAGGUUCCAGGACGGGGGUCCCUAAAGAUUUCAGGCGAGGGGCCAGACUUCCGUCAAUUACAAUUUCGGUUAAAUUAAACAUAAACCAAAAAGAAUUACACAUCGUGUGUUUAGAACAAAACACCUAGGGCAGUUUAGCUUAAUGCUAACAAACAAUCCAAAACGCCAUAGAUGAGCUAACGAAGCUAGCAUCAAUAUUGCCAUAGUUAUAAACCUUUAAAGAAGUGAUAUUUGAACACAAAAGGUGCAUCAAGACAUGUCGACAGACAUAACAAAACUCACAGGCGUAUGUUCUUUAUGCGCUACGAAAAACGAGAAUACGAUAUAUCUGCAGCUUACUGAGUCACUUACAGUAGUUGUGAAACUCUUCUUCGUUUGUCUGCAUUGCUGUAUUAUACUGCCCCCUGUGGCCCAGUUACGCACACUAGAAGGAGCCACGAAGAAUUAAUCACGAUGCACGUACGGUUUCAUUCUUGAGCAUCUAUUUAAUGAUGUUAUUGCUAUAUAGUUGCAUAACGGACAACAUGAUAGAGUGUGAUUGUCCUUAUUAUAAAACAUUUCUUAGUUUUUUCGUUUUUGAGGGGAGGAAAGUGAGGAAAGAUGAUGACGCCCUGAGCAUCUGACACUUCCUGGCGCAGAAGAACAUCAGCGCGUUGGAGCAACUGUGCUAUUUUUUUUUUUCCAAGCGUUCAAAGGGCUCACCAAGAGGGCUCGUUUUAAAGACGUCAAGAUGGCCGCUUUGCCGGAACCGCGGAAUAUCCCGAAGAAUCGUUCCGGGAGUGCUUGAAGUCCGGAAAAGCGCGUUCGACUUCGACGGGAUUUCUUCCGAGGGGAAAACUUGAAGUUUGGAUUUGAAUUUUUGGUUUGUUUGGUGAGACCGGUCCUGGAACUUUUCUGACACACCUCGCCGUCACGCGGGCGACUUUAUCCGGCUGGGACGACAUCGUGUCAUCGCGUUCCUAAUAUUUCCAAGCGUGGAGCGGAAUGAGGAAGUGGAAAAUGGUGAGAGCGACUCAACCCGAAGCAAACUCGCGAUAUAAUACAGAGCGAGACAAAAGGUGGUCAAAGGCCGGCGCUUGCCUGCAGAUGCCACAAGAUGGCGCCAAAGCAAUAUUUUUCUAUUAGACAUGGCUUGGGCCUGAGCACACAAGCUUUCCUUCCUUUCUUCCCUCCUUUUGGGCCUUCCUUCAAUUCCUCCUUCCACUUUUUCUUCCGGCCUCCUUGCAACCUUCCUUCCUCCGCUUCAAUCUGCUUUUCUUCCCUCCUGUCCAAUUGAAUCAACUUUCUUCGUUCUUGACUCACACGAUUUGCCAUUAUGAUUUUUCACAGUACGUGUAAAACAAAAAAAAUAAAAAAUAAUAAUAAAGGUUAAUUUAAAAAGUAUAUUCCUACUUUUGGCCCACCCUGUAUACAUUUUCCAUGAUUUUGUAUUGUGCAGGUGUACCUAAUGUUGUGGCCAGUUAACAAAGCGUCUAACAACUAAGCUACAGUCUUCGUGCUAAUAUAUAUUUUUAUAAAUAGAGCUGUCAACCGCCAGUAUUUAAUUUUUCAAAAGCCAAUUCUUGUAUAUAGACUAAGAUCCUGCUUUUUUUGCACAUUGUAAUGUUGGCCAAUUUUAGAAAGCAUUGCUGCAGUUUUGCCUGUCAACGCCACUUCCAAUCUGUCACUUUGAUUUGGUGUACUUUAGUUGGUUCACUUUCAUUUAUGUGUCCAAUAAAAAUGAAAAUAAUCAACGCUGUGCUCCAGAAAUAAUCAAGGCAUUGAUUUGAUGCUGCUCAUCGAUCAUUAACAUGAUGACUUCUUUUGAUAUUUAUUCCCACGCGUGCCGAGCUGCAAUAUUCAUGUUGAAAAUAUACACGACGAGGUUUUGUUUAAGAGCUGUUUGGAAUAAAACUGUGAUGAAA
Molecule: messenger RNA, 3473 nt
Organism: Phyllopteryx taeniolatus (common seadragon)
Lineage: Eukaryota; Metazoa; Chordata; Actinopteri; Syngnathiformes; Syngnathidae
Gene: cbx8a
Product: chromobox homolog 8a (Pc class homolog, Drosophila)
Exons: 4
Coding region: 491-1543 (350 amino acids)
Source: RefSeq, a predicted model, not a curated record